UGCCGCUGCUGCUUCUGCCGCACACAAAAAGCCGAAAUGCAAAUGGCUUGAUGUAUCUACACCAGUUUAAAAAAUCGUUUCAUUUGUUAUCCGAAUCGGUGUGUAAUAUUUUUUCUCUUCCGUAUUUAGCAUAUUUUUAAGCAACGAGCAUAGCAUAAUCACAUUUGAGUUGCGCAUCUGUUAUUGUUUUCUUUCUUUUGCACUCUCGGAUUCUUUGUUUGUAUUACUCUCUCCUCUCUCUCUCUCUCUCUCUCUCUCUCUCUCUUUCGCUUUUAUUCUUUCAUCGUUUGUUUCUUCUUCGUUACCACUGUUAUUAUAUUCAAACACUGCACUCGCAUACAUACAUAUAUAUUUUUCUUAUCCGCACGCUUCUUCUCACUUUGUUUUGCAAGUACACUACACAACACUGCACUACACAACACUAUCCACAGCAGGCAACAACCAACAAUCACCCACACGCACACGCAAGCGCAAAACGCCAACCCAUUGAUUUCCACAAUGAAGCUGCCGUUUUUCCGAUCGAAGAACUCGGCAUCGCCAGCUAAGGGCAAAAAAAACGAGCCUGCAAGCCCUGGAUCUCCGCAGCACAUAGUCAGCAACUCAAACGUAUCGACAGCAGCGCACAGCACACACCAGCACGGCGCAAACUACACCUCGGCCAACCCAGCAACGUCUGCAGUGCAGGCGAUAGCCGGACAAAUGGCCGAGAUGGAGUCAUUUCUGGCAACAAUCGACGGUUUCCAAGACGAGGCUCAGCGGCUUUUCCCCGAAAACAUGGCCUUGGGCCAGAUCCUUAAUGAGCUGCGCGAGGAGUGUCGCCGCCGCGUCGACUACAUGACCCGUGUGUCGGCGCCGCCUGCGUGGAUGGGCCAGGCGCAGCACGAGAGGCGGUCGUCGUCGUCGUCAACCACCAUAGCCGCAGCGGCUUUGGGCACGCCCCCAACUAGCAGCAGGAGCAAUCGGCGCGCGAUGACUGCAACCGCGCUGCCGACAGACAGGAUCAAUGCGACCGCCAGGUUUUUGGAUGGAGAUGUGUCGCCUUUGUCAAACAUCACAGUGACCUCCAACGGCAACACGGCGAGCAGCGCCAGUAGCAGCAGCAAUGGGAAGCAGGGUAACAGCAACGCUGUUUAUUCAAACAAGGGCAACAGCGCCAGCAACACUUAUUUUUCGCGUCAUCACACUGCAAGUGCUGCCGUCGCUGGCUCUGCAUCAACUCAAACUCUGUUGCUGCUACGCGCAAGUCAGCGCAAGCUGUCAACCGAGGCACCCAGAGCACCCCUCCGUCGCCGUUGUCAUCGCCAACAUACCUUCAGCCUUUGUCCCAAUCACCAGCGCAGCGGCAGCGGUAGUGGUUGGAACUAGGCGCGAUGGGCGUGCUGCCGAGCAGCGCCGCAAGAAUCCGCCUCAGUCAAUGUUUAUCUCGAGCUCAUCAGUAAGUAAAUGUUGU
Molecule: messenger RNA, 1450 nt
Organism: Kickxella alabastrina
Lineage: Eukaryota; Fungi; Kickxellomycota; Kickxellomycetes; Kickxellales; Kickxellaceae
Exons: 1
Coding region: 499-1365 (288 amino acids)
Source: RefSeq, a predicted model, not a curated record